Messenger RNA from Saccharomyces mikatae IFO 1815, 3756 nucleotides. RefSeq lists its product as uncharacterized. The record is from RefSeq and is a predicted model, not a curated record. Gene Ontology annotation, molecular function: protein binding; guanyl-nucleotide exchange factor activity. Gene Ontology annotation, biological process: Ras protein signal transduction; positive regulation of GTPase activity. Lineage: Eukaryota; Fungi; Ascomycota; Saccharomycetes; Saccharomycetales; Saccharomycetaceae. The coding region runs from base 1 to 3756 and encodes 1251 amino acids. Gene Ontology annotation, cellular component: plasma membrane. The transcript has a single exon.
AUGAGUAAACCUGUGCCAUAUGCUGGAACGAUAACGACGGUGAGUGAUAAAGAAGGACAUGAUGUACCGUGCUUGCAGCCGAUCGAUGUAGUCGAAUGCAUAUGUGAAUAUUUCAUUAAUAAACGAAAUAAACUUUCUUUGAGAAUAGGAGAUUUGAUUUACGUACUUAAUAAAGGUUCUAGUGGCUGGUGGGAUGGUGUUCUUAUAAGACACUGCGCUAAUGAUAGUGGCCCGUUGAUGCUAGACAGAGGUUGGUUCCCACCUUCCUUUACACGCUCUAUUUUACACGAAACACGCAGAAAUCUUUCUACCGGUAGUGGCAUGGAAACAUUUCAAGACAGUCUUAAUCUCAAAUUGGAAUUAUCAAGCCAUCCAGUAAUCCUAUCGUCAGAAGACCUUUUAGAUUGUUGUCGCGAUAUUGAAUUUAAGGAGCCACUAGUUUGGUCACCUACCCUCACAAAUGGAGAAAACGGGGACAGCGAUUUGUAUUACCAUAAUCAGGAUCUAGAUGUUUAUUGCCCGACUUUGCCAUAUUUAUCCCAAGGUCCGGGACCCAUGUGCGAUUAUUCAUCUUUUUCUCCGGUGACCAAGAUAACUAGUAAGAAGAUGCCCAUUACGUCAAGUCCUGAUCUAUUUUACCUCAAUAAUUGUGAUGUUACCUAUUGGUACGACCUCACUCGUUUAGUGUGUCACUAUGUUAACUUAACGGAGCGCGACCUCUUGAGAAAUGAUAGGGAGAGUUUCUCAACUUCAUUAGAUUUACUAUCAGUUCAAAUAACUUAUGUUCAUAUGCUUUUUAGAAAUCUUCGUUUAGUUGAAGACAGCUUCAAGAGAACCCUCAAAAAACUAAUCUACACAUUAUCUAGGUUCUCAAUUAACUCAAAUAUCUGGUUUCACUCUACGUCUUUUGAAGAAAGAGAAACCAUGGUGGCUCAGAAGGACCCAAAAAAAAAGGCCCCGUUCUUGCAAUCAAUUUUAGGAACUUUUCAGAAGUUUCAUUUUCUACUACGAUUACUGCAUUUCCUUUCCCAACCUAAUGAAUUCACCAUCCUACCUCAAUUAACUCCACGAUUUUUCAAAGACUCUUUCAGUACAAUCUCUUGGAAUAAUCCGUUUUUACAGAAGCACUUCAACCAUCGGAUGUCCCAUGAUUUACCCAGGCAGAUGAUCAAAGCCGUAGCGGGUGCUUCAGGAGUUGUAGCACAAAAUUUUGAUGACAUACCAGUUUUCAAACAGAACAGUUCAUUUUCUUCAGGGUCGCCUAAUCAAACAUCUUCUGCUCCCUUCCAAAGAAGGAGAAGAGGAACUAUUCUUUCCAACAUGUCAAGAAGUACUAUUGAAUCUGAUACUAUAUGGUCUAAAAGAAAGAAACCAUUCCCACUCAAUGAAGAAACUCUAAAUCUUGUAAAGUCUAGGAAAAAGCAGCUUGAUGUGAAACUGAAACAAAUGAUACGAAGUGCUGAUGAGUAUUCGACUAGUACUAAAAAUUUCUCAAGAACAUUGAAUUUUGAAAUGAAUUUUAAAACCUAUGAAGAGGUCAGUGAAACAAUUCCUAUUAUCGAUAUUCUAGAGAAUCUAGAUUUAACAAUUUUCCUAAACUUGAGAGAGCUAGGUGAUGAGGAAAGGGUGUUUGAUGACGACGUCUCGAUUGAUGACGAAGAUAAAGAGUUUUUGAAUCAUUCUUUAUCAUCAAUUUCAUACAUUCUGUCUGACUACUUUAAUAUGAAGCAAUACUUUCAUGAUGUCGUGGUAAAAUUUAUAAUUGUUGCUCAGCAUUUAACUUUAGAAGAUCCUUUCGUUUUUUCUCCAAUGCAAAAUGAUUUACCUACUGGAUAUUAUGAACCAAUAAAACCUUCAUCCUUGAUCUCGAAUAUGGACACCAAUGAUAACAAGCAGGGGGAUAAACCUAUCGAAAAUCAAGAGGAAGAAGAUGAAUAUGAACAAGACCUGGAUAGUGUUCUUCUUUUUAAUAAUCUGAUCAACCAAGAUUCAGACACUAAUGACCUGAAAUUCUUUAAUCUUUUUCAUGCUUUCAAAAGAUCAUGUGACGAUUACCUUGAUGUGCUAAAACUAGCUAUUGAAUCAGUGAAUCAACUGAUUUUAGAGAGGGAAAAUUUACUGAGUUAUGCUGCUAGAAUGAUGAAAAAUAAUAUUACGGAAUUACUGUUGCAAGGUGAAGAAGGUGGUUAUGGAUCUUAUGAGGGAAGUGAAACUACCGACAAAAGCGAUUCAAAUACGUUUUGCACGGAUUCAGUUAUUGAAGAUAAUGAUGAAUGGCAUGACAGUCAAACCAUUCUACCGCGAUACAUGCAACGUGAGUAUGAUAGCGAAUUGAUUUGGGGCUCUAACAAUAGAAUUAAAGGAGGCUCUAAGCAUGCAUUGAUCUCUUACUUAACGGAUAAUGACAAGAAGGAUACUUGUUUCAAUAUUACUUUCCUAAUUACUUUCAGAAGCAUUUUUACGACAACGGAAUUUUUAAGCUACCUAAUCUCCCAAUAUAACUUGGAUCCGCCGGAAGAUUUAUGUUUUGAAGAGUAUAAUGAAUGGGUGACGAAGAAGUUUAUACCGGUAAAAUGUAAAGUUGUUGAGAUUAUGACAACUUUUUUCAGGCGAUACUGGUUUCCCAGUUAUUACGAGCCUGACCUUAUAACCCUAAAUCUAGAUGAUUUUGUGCAAGCAGUAGUUAGGGAUAAUAUACCGGGGUCUAUGGAAUUAUUAAAUGAGGUCAAACAAACGUUUGAACAUGACAAUAUGGAAGCAACUGCUCGACCUAAACCUUCCAACCAGCGUGAAUUCCUUAAUAAUCGCUCGGAACCUUCUUACUCUACUACGGAAUCCAUUUUGGCUGUUGAUCCAGCUGUAUUUGCUACCCAGUUAACCGUACUAGAGCAUGAAAUUUAUUGCAAAAUAACUAUUUUUGACUGCUUACAAAAAAUCUGGAAGAAUAAAUACUCCAACUCUUAUGGUACUUCGCCUGGUUUGAGCGAGUUUAUCAGUUUUUCUAAUAAGUUAACGAAUUUUAUGUCCUAUUCCGUUGUAAAAGAGGCAGAUAUAGGUAAACGUGCCAAGUUGUUGUCACAUUUUAUCUUCAUUGCGGAGUAUUGUAGGAAAUUCAACAAUUUCUCUUCCAUGACUGCAAUCAUUUCAGCAUUAUAUUCCUCGCCUAUUUAUCGUUUAGAGAAAACUUGGCAGGCAGUUUUUCCCCAAACGAGGGAUCUACUGCACUCUUUAAAUAGACUGAUGGAUCCCAAAAGAAACUUUAUAAAUUACAGAAAUGAACUGAAAUCUUUACACAGUGUACCAUGUGUACCAUUUUUUGGCGUUUACCUAUCUGAUCUAACCUUCACAGAUUCUGGAAAUCCGGAUUAUCUUGUCUUGGAGAAUGAUUUGAAAGGUACUCAUGAUGAGAAAAAAUAUAUAAACUUCAACAAAAGGGCCAGACUUGUUGAUAUCUUACAAGAAAUCAAAUAUUUUAAAAAAAUACAUUAUGAUUUUGUUAAAGAUCGGACGGUGAUUGAAAGUAUUACUACUUCACUGGAAAAUAUACCUCAUAUUGAAAAGCAGUAUCAAUUAUCAUUGAUUAUUGAACCAAAACCUAAAAAGAAACCCGUUGCGAUUUCUAAUUCUACUAACAAAUCACAAGAGAAAUCCAGGGAAAAUCAAGUUAGUGGAGAAAAAUCGCCCACCAAGAAGGAAAGAUUUCCCAAGGUCCGACUGGUUAAGGUUAAGAAGAAAACUCCGAAAAUUCUUAAGUGA